ACUCCCAGGAGCUACAUGCUACCUGAUUCUGCGGGCGGGGGAGCAGCACCAGGUCCGCGCGAACACCAGGGCCUGGUGAAACACACGGGGGGCUGCCACUGUGGCGCGGUGCGUUUUGAAGUCUGGGCCUCGGCCGACUUGCACAUCUUUGACUGCAACUGCAGCAUUUGCAAGAAGAAACAGAAUAGACACUUCAUUGUACCGGCUUCUCGCUUCAAGCUCCUGAAGGGCGCGGAGAGCAUAACCACAUACACGUUCAACACGCACAAAGCGCAGCACACGUUCUGUAAGCGAUGCGGCGUGCAGAGCUUUUACACUCCGCGCUCCAACCCCGGAGGCUUCGGAAUCGCCCCUCAUUGCCUCGAUGAGGGCACCGUGCGGAGUGUGGUCAUUGAGGAAUUCAAUGGCACCGACUGGGAAAAGGCCAUGAAGGAGCACAAGACCAUCAAGAACAUGUCUAAAGAGUGAGCUCCUGCCCCACCCUUCCUGGAAAGGAGGGGCGACGCGGGCCGGCAGCUCUGCUGUCGCCGCUGCGCCUGGCGGGCUGCUGGCUCCUGGCCGGCGGCCAUCGCGACCUCCGCAGUGCGCUCCGGCUACCGGUUUCUUUCGGCAGCUCUUUGUCCUUCCUUAGCCCAGAUUUUGAUGUAGGCUAGUUGAUACCCCUUCUCUUCUCAACUUUUGUGUGAUCUUUUAGAAAAAUAAAUAUUUUUAACAUGAAA
Molecule: messenger RNA, 719 nt
Organism: Suricata suricatta (meerkat)
Lineage: Eukaryota; Metazoa; Chordata; Mammalia; Carnivora; Herpestidae
Gene: CENPV
Product: centromere protein V
Exons: 5
Coding region: 16-468 (150 amino acids)
Biological process (GO): positive regulation of cytokinesis; pericentric heterochromatin formation; regulation of chromosome organization
Cellular component (GO): spindle midzone; nucleus; kinetochore
Molecular function (GO): carbon-sulfur lyase activity
Source: RefSeq, a predicted model, not a curated record